AUGCUGUCAUUCUGGUACACCUUAUUGCUGGUUGGCCUGGUAGGGGCCAAAAGGCCUAAUAUAUUGUUUAUUAUGACCGACGAUCAGGACUUACAUAUGACUCCCCCUGCCACAUUUAUGCCACACGUGGAGCAAUCAAUUGUGAAAGAAGGAGCAACAUUUGCAACCCAUUUCUGCACCGUUGCUCUCUGCUGUCCCUCUCGCGCCACGUUGUGGACAGGUAGAGCCGCCCACAAUACCAAUGUUACCGAUGUUGCACCUCCUUACGGCGGCUAUCCCAAAGUCGUCGCCGAAGGCUGGAACGAUAACAACUUGUUCCUGUGGAUGCAGAGCGCCGGAUACAAUACCUAUUACACGGGAAAGCUAUGGAACGCUCACACCACUCAAAACUACGAUAGUCCCUACGCUCGGGGAUUCAAUGGUUCAGACUUCCUUCUUGACCCAUACACCUAUCAAUACGACAAUGCCGUGAUGACCAGGAAUGGAGGUCGGCCUGUGAGUUACAAAGGGAACUACUCGACCGACGUGGUCGCCAAAAAGGCGAGUGGUUUUCUCAAAGAAGCCAUGUCUCACGACGAGCCAUGGUUUUUGGCUGUCGCCCCCAUCGCUCCUCACACGACCAAUAGACUGGACAGCCUCACCAACACCAAUUGGUUCGGCCCACCUUUGCCCGCUCCCCGGCAUGCCGACCUCUUCAAGAACUUUACAGUAAAACGUGACAAAUCUUUCAACGUCCCCAUUGAGGGCGCACCUGCUUGGCCAGGCAGGUUAUCGGUGUUGAACGACACCAUCAUUGCAUACCAGGACGAAUUUCAGCGACUUCGGCUACAGUCCUUGCAAGCCGUUGACGAGAUGGUCGGUGCAUUGGUGAAGCAGCUUGAUGAUGCAGGAGUCCUCAACAAUACUUAUGUCUUCUACACCACAGACAAUGGCUACCACGUCAGCCAACAUGCCAUGAUGCCCGGGAAGUAUUGUGGAUACGACACCGACAUUCAUAUUCCUCUGUACGUACGAGGUCCUGGAAUUGAAGCGGGCAGCGUCCUCAAUGCGGUUACCACUCAUACCGAUCUCGCACCGACUAUCCUCAACAUCGCUGAGGCUCCAUUGGAUCCCCACUUUGACGGCCAACCUAUCCCGUUCGACGAAGAAAAGGCAAAGGACUUCCCCGUAGAGCAUGCUACCAUCGAAUAUUGGGGUUAUGCUAUCGGAGAAGGCGAUUAUGGCUGGAAGAAUAUCUCUGGCCGCAACAUCAAUGUCUUCCUGGGCAACUCGUACAAGUCCGUUCGUAUUGUCUCCAAGGACUACAGCUUAUACUACUCGGUAUGGUGCACAAAUGAAGCCGAACUCUAUGAUCUAAAGACCGAUCCUCUCCAAACGAAAAACUUACUCGGCACCAAUGUCACCACCGAAACCCCGUUCACCAUCGCGGACCGUGGCAUCGAGCAAAUCGUCCACCGCCUCGACGCCCUCACCAUGGUCCUCAAGUCCUGCAAGGGCAAAGUAUGUAAAGAACCCUGGCACUAUUUGCACCCAGGGGGCAAGGUGAAAACCCUGACUGACGCCCUCGCCACGACCUAUGAUGCCUUCUACGCCAAUCAACCUAAGGUCUCGUAUAAGCUUUGUCUGUUUGGGUAUAAUAUGAAAAACGAGGGCCCGCAAGUCGCGAAUGUGUAUGAUGCGGGUGCGAUGAAGACGGAUACAGAAAGAGAGACGCUCGAGAGAAGGGAUAUCGAUUAUGGCGAUUCUUUUCAUUUGUGGACGUAG
Molecule: messenger RNA, 1764 nt
Organism: Rhinocladiella mackenziei CBS 650.93
Lineage: Eukaryota; Fungi; Ascomycota; Eurotiomycetes; Chaetothyriales; Herpotrichiellaceae
Exons: 5
Coding region: 1-1764 (587 amino acids)
Biological process (GO): phenol-containing compound metabolic process
Molecular function (GO): N-acetylglucosamine-6-sulfatase activity; glycosaminoglycan binding; arylsulfatase activity
Source: RefSeq, a predicted model, not a curated record